CCCUCUGCGGCUCCCUCCGGCGAGCCUCCUACAACCGUGGUCUCCUCCGCUCUGCGAUUCAGCUGUGUAAAGAGUCUAUCAAAGGGAUGGAGAUCGAGUAUAUCGAUAUCUCCCCCCUCCCUUUCCUGAACACUGAUCUCGAGGUUGAUGGAGGGUUUCCUGAGCCUGUGGAGGAGUUUAGAAAGAAGAUUCUUGAAGCUGAUAGUGUUCUCUUUGCUUCUCCCGAGUACAAUUACUCCAUGACUGGUCCUUUAAAGAAUGCUAUCGAUUGGGCAUCCCGAGCACCGAAUGUUUGGGACGACAAGCCCGCUGCCAUCGUGAGUGCAGGCGGUGGGUUUGGUGGAGGAAGAUCCCAGUACCAUCUUCGCCAAGUUGGAGUUUUUCUUAAUCUUCACUUCAUCAAUAAACCAGAGCUAUUCGUCAAAGCAUUCGAGCCCCCACAGAAAUUCGACAGUGAUGGAAAUUUGAUCGAUCCUGAAACCAAAGAAAAAUUGAAGCAAAUCCUGUUAUCUCUGCAGGCUUUUACUCACAGGCUUCAGAGCAAGUAGUGUGUUAGUUCAUCAGACCUAAAGCAUUCAUUGUUUGUAAUUGUUGGGUCCAAUUGAUACUGUGUCUUUGCCUAUUGCUUUGUGUUGAAAUAAGUUGGCUGUGUAAUGUGAACAUAUUCUCCCCACCGAGCUCAGGUAGUCAUUGGUGUAUUGUGAAAUGGAAUAUAAUUUUUAGCUAUAGAAAUUGUAUACCUUGUUGUUGUGAUUAUUGUGGAUAAUAUUUGGAUUGAA
This is a messenger RNA of Asparagus officinalis (garden asparagus), 779 nucleotides long. RefSeq names its product NADPH:quinone oxidoreductase-like. Gene Ontology annotation, molecular function: FMN binding; oxidoreductase activity. NCBI's taxonomy places the organism in Eukaryota, Viridiplantae, Streptophyta, Magnoliopsida, Asparagales, Asparagaceae. The transcript has 3 exons. The record is from RefSeq and is a predicted model, not a curated record. Bases 87 to 548 code for a protein of 153 amino acids. Gene Ontology annotation, cellular component: cytosol.